AUUCCACCUUUCUCCAAGUCGGGGGGUAAGUCGUACAUAUUUUCCAGGAAUUCAAGGCGACAUUCAAUUAACGACGCCAACAGCUCCGCGUUUUCCUGCUGGCGGAAUCAUGCGGAGUCGAUGUUCAAGUGUGCAUUUUAUGACACCAGCCAGAACGCGCUCGAGGUGCAUCAAAACCACAACCAAUCGCCAAACGCCAUCACGCUGGUUGAGUGCGGAAAGAUUUGCCAAGUUCAAUCGAACCCUCAGUAAUCUUUUGGCAUCGUGAAGGCAAAGUUCUGCCGCGUCGAAGGGAUUCGUGAAAAGUGCACUUAGUUAUGUCCCAAGCGUAUCGUGGUGAAUAGUCGUUUUAAAAAAGGGUGGAAAAAUGCCUCACAGUGAAAGUCGAGGACUAGAAGCAGGAGAUUAUGUAUCCGAGAAGAAGUUACCACUGGUGUUGCUCAAAGUGAUGAGCUCAUCGGAUGCUGGAAUUGUUGACAGUCGGGGCAUCACCAGUGGAGGGCCGACGCUAGCUGUAGUAGAUUGUUCCGGCACAAAUGGCGCGGAAAUUCUUCCGAACGGUAUCGGCUGCGACCACGAUGACAAUGUUCGUGAGAAAUGGAGUAAAAAUAUUGAAUUCCUGCUGUCAUGUGUGGCGCUCUCGGUUGGUUUUGGAAAUGUUUGGAGGUUUCCGUACACGGCGCUCCAGAAUGGUGGCGGAGCAUUUGUGAUCCCCUACUUGAUCGUACUGAUCGUAGUUGGGCGACCACUGUACUAUUUGGAAAUGGUUAUGGGGCAGUUUUCCAGCCGGGGGUGUGUCAAGGUGUUCGAUAUGUGCCCCCUGAUGAGGGGCAUUGGCGUUGGACAGACCAUCACUCUGUUCACAAUCGUAGGGUACUAUGCGGCUGUUUUGGCUCUGGCGGUUAGAUACUUCGUGGAUUCCUUCCGGAGUCCUCUGCCCUGGAGUGAAUGUCAGCGGGAAUGGGAAGGUUGCGUGGACUCCAACUUCAACGGACAGACCUACAACGGGACGUUCACGCCGUCUGCGGAGUUCUACUUCAGGAAGUCAGUCAUGUAUCUCCUGCCAGACAUAAACAAUGGGAUUGGGGUACCCGAAUGGAGACUGGCACUGUGCUUGCUCGCUUGUUGGAUUUGCAUUACAGCACUAUUGAUAAAGGGGAUCAGAAGUUCGGGAAAAGCUUCAUACUUUCUGGCAAUUUUCCCAUAUGUGAUUCUGUUUGUACUUUUGAUACGCUCCUGCACACUAACCGGAGCUGUUGAUGGAAUUUUGUACUUCGUUCAACCCCAAUGGGAGAAACUUCUAACUCCAAACGUGUGGUAUGCGGCCGUUACUCAGUGCUUCUUUUCUCUCACCAUUGGUUUAGGGGCGGUGAUUGUGUUUUCCUCCUUCAACAGCUUUUCAAGUAACAUUUAUCGCGACGCGAUGAUCAUCACCUGGUUGGACACCUUCACAUCGAUGAUCUCGGGGGUGAUCGUGUUCGGCGUCGUGGGAAAUCUCGCCCACGUUACACAGCGGGGUGUUUCCGAAGUCAUAAAAUCUGGUCCCCAGCUUACCUUCAUCACCUAUCCGGAUGCAAUUGCGAAGAUGGAUUUCGCGCCUAACUUUUUCGCCGUGAUGUUCUUCCUAAUGUUCAUCGUGUUGGGUCUGGGCAGUAACGUGGGGAUAGUUACAGCCAUUCUAACCUCGAUCCGAGACCGGUAUCCACAGGUGGAGACCUGGAAGGCGGUGACUGUGAUUGCUAUUGCUGGCUUCUGUUGUGGUUUGGUUUACAUCACACCGGGUGGCCUGAUAUUUCUGGAUGUAAUUGAUUACUACGGAGUUACGUUUCCAACGCUGACAUUGGUGAUUUUCGAGAUCAUAACUCUCUGCUGGAUUUACGGAGUAAAUCGCAUCUGUUUGGAUAUUAAAUUCAUGCUAGGGAUACAAACCGGUAUCUUCUGGAAAAUCUGCUGGGGCUUCUUGACGCUGCUAACAAUAGGUGCAAUUUUUGUGCUCGAAGUGUACAAAUACGAACCGAUGGAUGUUCCCGUUGGCUAUAAUGCUUUUGGAUGGUGCCUUUUCUGCCUCACCGUGUUCCAAGUCGUUGGAUGGGCUAUUUAUGCCACACUAAAACGACCGGAAAAGCGAGUUUCCAGCAAAAUAAAACACGCCCUAAAGCCAACCGAAGAUUGGGGUCCUGAGAGCACCACUUUGAAGAAGGAUUAUAUCGUUACGGUGAAGAAAUUUGAAAGCGAACUCUCUGGGGGUAAACAUUUGGUUGCGAGAUUAUACAGGAGGAUUUUCUAGCUUGAAAAUUCAUCCUGGACAACAUUCCGUUAUUCACUGCUGUUCUAAUAGUUUUUAGUUCCUAGAAGACGCAUUAGAAUGAAAUAUUUGUAUUUAAACUGUAAUUUAACUGCGUUAUGUGAAAUGAACAUUCUUAUCGGACAAUUUAGCAAAAAUAUAUAAAAUAAUC
Messenger RNA from Toxorhynchites rutilus septentrionalis, 2456 nucleotides. RefSeq names its product sodium-dependent nutrient amino acid transporter 1-like. Gene Ontology annotation, cellular component: membrane. The transcript has 7 exons. Gene Ontology annotation, biological process: sodium ion transmembrane transport. NCBI's taxonomy places the organism in Eukaryota, Metazoa, Arthropoda, Insecta, Diptera, Culicidae. Gene Ontology annotation, molecular function: L-amino acid transmembrane transporter activity. The coding region runs from base 368 to 2287 and encodes 639 amino acids. The record is from RefSeq and is a predicted model, not a curated record.